This is a messenger RNA of Effrenium voratum, 669 nucleotides long. NCBI's taxonomy places the organism in Eukaryota, Dinophyceae, Suessiales, Symbiodiniaceae. The record is from the annotation of a GenBank genome assembly.
AUGACGACGGAGAAGGAGCUCUUCGAGAAGUUCGCCUGCCACUGCCGCGCCACGACUGCCUCGCUGCAGGGCGAGCUGGACGCGGCGGAGAAGGCGAUCCCGGAGCUGGACUCGGAGAUUUUAGAGCUCGAGAGCUCCGGGGAAAGCUUGGGAAAGGAAUUGGAGCGCGAGACCCGGGACAACUCUGAGGCUGUAAGCGGGGAGAAGAAUGUGCGGCAGCUGCGGGCCCGGCAGAGCCAAGAGAGCGAGUUGCGGCUCAAGGAGCUCGCGGCGACCCUGCAGAGUUUGGAAGCAGCCAUCAAGGCCAUCCGAGAAGGAAGCAGCCUGCUGCAGGUGCCCAUGAUGGACCUGCAGGAGGUUCUGGAGCAGCGCCUGGACAGCGACAGGAAGAGCGCGGUCUUGAGCUUCCUGAGUGCUGGCUUCGGUUUGGACGGAGAGGGUCGAUCCUCGCCGGCGAGCAGCAGCGAGGUUUUGGGUACUCUGGAGGCGGUGCUGUCCACAGUGCAGACAGACUAUGAGCAGGCAAAGGCCGCAGACCGCAGCGCCGCCCGGGACUUCGGGGGCCUCCUGCGCUCCCGGCUCAGCGAGGGCCGGUCCCUGCAGCAGUCGCUGCUGAAGAAGUCGCAGCGCCUCGGGGGUCUGAAGCUGCGCCUGGUGGAGCUGCGCAAG